Molecule: messenger RNA, 1068 nt
Organism: Lathyrus oleraceus (garden pea)
Lineage: Eukaryota; Viridiplantae; Streptophyta; Magnoliopsida; Fabales; Fabaceae
Exons: 4
Coding region: 1-1068 (355 amino acids)
Biological process (GO): DNA integration
Molecular function (GO): nucleic acid binding
Source: RefSeq, a predicted model, not a curated record
AUGCCUCCAAGAGAAACUCAUGCUUUGGGUGUGGUGCAUUUUGAUGUAUGUGGUUCAUUUGAGGUACAUUCACUUGGAGGGAAUAAGUACUUUGUGUCAUUUGUGGAUGAUUUCACAAGAAUGACAUGGGUAUCACUCAUUAAUUUCAAACAUGAGGUAUUUGUUGAGUUUCAUAAGUUCAAAAUGAAGGCUGAAAAUCAAAUUGGACAAAGGUUGAAUAUCUUCAGAACUGAUGGUGGAGAUAAGUUCAACUCAACAGAGUUCAAGGAGUUCUAUGAGAACAUGGAGAAGAAUAUACCAAAGCAAUUGUGCAUUGAAGGAAUUACUACUUUAGUAUAUGUGCUUAACAUAUGUCCAACAAAGAAGUUAAAUGAAGUAGUUCCUAUUGAUAAGUGGACUGAAAGAAAGCAAAGUGUAAGCCAUUUUAAGGUAUUUGGUUCUGUAUGUUAUAAACAUAUACCAGAUGCUACUAGAAGGAAAUUGGAUGACAGAAGCAAGGUCAUGAGAUUCUCUAAAGGUGAUUAUGACUCUGAAGGAGAGUCUGAAUACAAAGACAACUCUGACUCUAAAGGCGAGUUUGACUUUAAAGGUGAGACUGGCCCCGAAGGUAACUUUGAUGGUGGAUCUAACUAUGAAGGUGGUCCCUCCUCUAAAGGUGGAACUUCUGAAGAUGGAACUUCUGAAGGUGGCCUUGCUUAUGAAGGUGAUUUGAACCUUGAAGUUGAGAGUUUAGACAAUGAACAAAUAAAUAGGAUUAUUGAAGAGCAAAAUAUUUUGGUUGAAAAUAAUGAAAAUGAAGAUGAUGAUGAAGCUGAAAUUUUUGAUGAAGGUUAUAAUAAUGAAAAUGAACACAUCCCUAUUUUUGUUGAUGAACAACCUAACAAGUCUAUUAUAUUGGACAUUUAUGAUCCAAGAACAUGGAAUGACCUUAACAAUGACUUAAGAGAUGAAUUACUAAGAAACAAUCCUAAAAGAGAUGUGUCAAUUGUGAAUGGUCCUAAAGAUACUUCUGUUAGGCAUUUCUCAUCAUCAUGUUAUAUUUGUUAUUGUUCUAAUGGAGAAGAGUAA